GUCGCGAAGAAUGAAGAACUUCCGACGAAAUGAAAUCCUGUCAACAUUAGCAUAUUAACAUAAAGAGCAUUUAGGAGCUGCUCGGGAUAGGUAAAUGACCGCUUCGAACAAUGAUAUCUCAGAAGUCAUGUGAUCUCCCAGAGGUGCGGGGUAAAGGUGCAUGUACAGUAGGCUACCGCUGUAGCUACUGGGAUUAUGAAAAACAGGAAAGUCGCUGAGAGUCUUCACCUAAGCAUUAAGACGGAACUUUGCAACAACAAAAAAAGUUUUCUGCACAGAGUGGACUGAUCGCAUAAACAACAAAUAUGUCCAUUAGUCGGAAGAACUGGUCGGCACUGUCCAGUCUGACACGGCAGUGGACGGUGGAGGAUGAGGAGGAGGUGGAACGAGAGCGCAGGAGGAAGACCCGAACCUACAGCGAAGACCCGGGUGACAGCCCCACCGAGGAUGUACCCCCUGUGUUUGCUGGCUCGGAGGAAGUGGCUGAGGCAGUGGACCCCGAGGCUCCCGUGGACUUCGUGGAGAUGCUGCGGGUUCGAGACGAGAGGAGGAGGAGGAGGCACAUGGAGGUGCUGAGGCAACAGCAAGAGGAGGAAGAGAGGAACGGGCCAGGGCAGGGGGAGAAGGUGGGCGGCAGCAGAGCGGGGAGGAGCUCAGAACCCGCGGUGGCCCCACCCAGCACCUCUGACAUCACUGAGACAGGAAGCCCGAGUGAAAAGGACACAUCUGAGCCCGGCCAGGGCAAAAACGCGGAGACUCCGACAAAACAGUCGCGGAUGUUUGUGAGCUCACUAUCCAUCUCCAUGGACAUGGGCCCCACCUCCCCCACAGAGAGCGGCAGGAUGGUCUCUCCAAUGAGCCCCACCUCCUCUACAGGGAGGGGUAGGGUGGUAUCUCCCCUGAGCUUCUCCUCAUCCACAGACAGGAACAGGGUGGUCUCUCCCCUCAGCCCAACGUCCUCCACAUCGACCAGCAGGGUGGUCUCUCCCCUAAGCCCAACGUCCUCCACAUCGACCAGCAGGGUGGUCUCUCCCCUCAGCCCAACUUCCUCCACAUCAGCCAGCAGGGGGGUCUCUCCCCUCAGCCCCACAGGCUUUUUCCGCGCGGUGUCUCCAGAGGAGCGCGGUGGUAGCCCCGCCCCCGGGGUCACCUGCCCAGUCACGCAGAAUGGAGAGUCGCAGGACUCUCAGAAUGCAUCUUCGGCAGCAGAAGCCGUUACUGGUGCAGCGCAGUCAGAGGAAACUGCAUUCCAGAGGAACAGCCCCAGAGCCACGUCCUUUAGGAUGGCAAGGAAGAAGGAGGGGCUAGGCACGCCAUUGCAGAGGAGUGCCAGUGUCCGUGUCACAUCCAAGGCCACUCAAGGCAACAAGGCUCCUGGUCAGGAAGAGGAUUCACCAUUUCAAAGGAACUCCAGACAGAGGAUCUCAUCGCGCACUAUUCAGGAGAAGAUGGAGAGGCUGGCCCUGGCAGUGCAGAAAUCGGAGAACCUCAAAUCUCCCUCCAUCUCCCAGAAGGGUCUUUACGUGCUGGCCGAUGAGGUGUCCAGGAAGAGGGGGCUGUUUGAGAGAGACCUGGCCGCGGGCGACGGCAGCCCCGGGUCCUUCCGCCAGGACUUCCGGACGUUCUCCGCUGGAGUGUCGGACCGCAUCAACCGCUGGGUCGCCAGGGCGCAGGGGCACGGCUCCCACUCCACACCCGCGGACUUGCGAAACGUGGACAUUGCCAGUAAGAGGAACGUCUGGGAGAAUCGCUCAGAAGAGGCAUCUCCAAAAACAUCGCCUAACAAGUAGAAGCCUCUUCAGAAUGACUAAUUCGAGGAACAUCAACAAAAACAUGUGGGAGGACAGCUCGGCUGAUGCUUCAUCAUCAUUCUUAUUUGCACUACGGAUGAUUUCCAGCUUUUUGGUGGAGUUCAAGGUUUUGAGGUUAAUAAUGGUCACAUAAACCGAAUUAGACUUAAACUCAUGACUUGAAAUGCUGCAAUUCUCUAAUUGAGGGGUUAAUUUUCAUGCUGCCAAUUGAUAAUGCUCAGACAAUUUGUACAUUACUGUUUCCUACAUUAGGUUAUUGCUUCCCACAAGACAGACGACUGCUUAACUAAAUAAAAUGAAAUAAAAAAACUUUUCUACUCCA
Anguilla rostrata (American eel) is the source of this 2133-nucleotide messenger RNA. RefSeq names its product ladinin (gene lad1). The transcript is spliced from 14 exons. Lineage: Eukaryota; Metazoa; Chordata; Actinopteri; Anguilliformes; Anguillidae. Bases 306 to 1790 code for a protein of 494 amino acids. Gene Ontology annotation, molecular function: structural molecule activity. The record is from RefSeq and is a predicted model, not a curated record.